This is a messenger RNA of Orbicella faveolata, 1130 nucleotides long. RefSeq lists its product as uncharacterized. The record is from RefSeq and is a predicted model, not a curated record. Lineage: Eukaryota; Metazoa; Cnidaria; Anthozoa; Scleractinia; Merulinidae.
UGUAUGCACCUAUUGGCAAGUCUGUGCCACCAGAGUAUAUACCUUGGAAUCCGUAGAGAAACAUCAACAUCCCCAUGCAUCCUUUUUUUCCAAGAGCCCAUCAACUGGUUUUUUUUUUUUACUCUAUUUUUUAAGUAUUUCUACGGUAAAUAUGUGGUGUGUGAAGGUGACCAGCAUUUGUGUGUAUUUUGCGUCUGAUAUGUGAAGAAGGUUAUCCGAGGAUUCAUUAGAGCUUUCCGCUUCACCCCGACCCACCCCUCCGCUCCGCGCGUCGCGAUAGAUCGCGGUCGCGCAAGGGGACCGAGUGCUAGAGCUUAGUCUCUCAUCAGCUAUUCAAACAAACAAAAAUUGCCACGCACCGGAGAUCAGAGAGUGACCCUGAUCCGUCCUGUUUUUUGCUCAUAUUUGAUGCCUUUUACAUUAUAUUUUUCCUUUUUGAGUCACGACCUGUCUAGAUGGAAUGACUUUAGCCAGGAGUGAGAGAGAAUGGGCCAUUCUCGUGAACGAAUAUAACAUUUGCAAGAAGAAAUUAAACAGUAAAAGAGAGGCUCUGAAGAUUCUGACAAGUGACUUGGAACUGUGCCAAAGGGAGAGGGACAUUUAUAAAACAAAGAUUAAACAAUUGUUAAAAGAGGUUGAGGAUUACAAGCGUAAAGAAAGAGAACAGCUAGUUCCAAAAUCAAGUCCUUCAACGCCUGUUAAAAAGAGAGGAGCAUCAUUUUCUGGCCACAGUGUGUGGGAACAAGAGCUUCAAAAUGUCAGAGAGAGGAAACAAAAGACCCUAUCCCAGCUAUUGUGUGAAUCACGCGGGGAAAACAAAGCUCUGAAAAAAGACUUUGCUGAGUUGCGUCAACUGUACAAUGAUGCUCAGGAAGAUAUCCAGAUCCUGCGUGAAGCACUGGCCAAAGAAAAGAACUGCAGCAGUAAAAUAAAAGAUGGUACAGAUGGUAUAGAUCCACGUCAGGAUCUCAUUUCUGAGCUGGAAAAGAGCCAGGAGAAGGUUUGAUGAGAAUGUACAACUAUUUACAGCCACAUACAAAUGUAACUCCCCUAGCCCAUGUUUUCAUUGGCCAAUAUUAAUUAACAAAUGGUAAACGCCAUAGCGUGCACUAUUGAGUUAUGGAUGCACU